AUGAGCUGCCGCGAGUACAUCGCGGAGGAGGCCGCUGCACUGCGCGAGCAGCGUGCCUCCACGGCCGAGGCUGAGCUGCGUGCGGCCAUAACCUCACGGGCCGUCGACGCCCUCGAGGCCGCGAUCGACGCUUGCGCCGCCGCCUCGGAGCCGAGCAGAGCCGAAGCGAGGAGGCUACUGAGGGAGCUGCGGGCGGCCGAGUCGUCGGAAGCGGCGGCGGCAUCACAGCAGCGCCACUCGGCGGCGCACGAAGAUGACACAGCGGCCGAAUGGGCAGCGGCGCGGCAGCGUGCAGAGCGCCGAGACCCGUAUGAGGACGACGCGAGCACUCCAACCGCCGCAGAGCGCGAGCGGAACGAGCUGAGAGCGCAGGCCACGCACGCGCGCAUCUUGGGCGAGGCGGAGAACGGCUGCCGGCGAGUGGCCAGCGGCGCGUGCCGCUUCUAUGUGACGCCGCCGAUCAACGGAUACUACCGCCGGCUGGUGCACGAACUGGCUGAGUCGCACAACCUGGCACAUGAGUCUGUCGCGGACGUCGGCACCGUCUACACCUACAACUGGUCGCGGCACGGCAAGCCGUGCUUGAGCGAUUGCCC
Messenger RNA from Emiliania huxleyi CCMP1516, 596 nucleotides. RefSeq lists its product as hypothetical. NCBI's taxonomy places the organism in Eukaryota, Haptophyta, Isochrysidales, Noelaerhabdaceae. Gene Ontology annotation, molecular function: nucleic acid binding. The annotation marks the transcript as partial. The transcript has 2 exons. The record is from RefSeq and is a predicted model, not a curated record.